CUCGGCUCUCCCCGCCGGCUGCGCGGUCUUGCUGCCGUCUGCUCUCUCCGGCCGCGGCUACUCCGGCCCUUCCCGUGCCCCGCUGGCGAUCGGGCAGCGCUGGCAGCGCCGCCUCCUCUCCGGCUCCGGCUCCGCGGCCAUCCCGGAGCUCCCCGAGCCCCGGGGGCUGGCGGCUGCUGCGCGCAGGCAGCGCGGUGCGCUCAGCCUCCCGCCCCGCUUCAUCCCCGGCGUGCCCGCGGAGCCCCUGGGCAGCCGGCGGCAUGGCAGCCGUGCGCAGGAAGUUUGGGGACGAGUACCAGGCCGUGGGCCUCGCUCGCUGCAGCGCUCGCAGGGAGCGGCAGCGCUUCGUGGACAAGAACGGGCGCUGCAACGUGCAGCACGGCAACCUGGGCGGCGAGACCAGCCGCUACCUGUCCGACCUCUUCACCACGCUGGUGGACCUCAAGUGGCGCUGGAACCUGCUCAUCUUCCUGCUGACCUACACGGUGGCCUGGCUGGUGAUGGCUUCGUUGUGGUGGGGCAUCGCCUACCUGCGCGGGGACCUGCAGCAGGCGCACGGUGACACGUACAGCCCGUGUGUGGCCAACGUGUACAACUUCCCCUCCGCCUUCCUCUUCUUCGUGGAGACCGAGGCCACCAUCGGCUACGGGCACCGCUACAUCACGGAGCGCUGCCCCGAGGGCAUCGUGCUGUUCCUCUUCCAGUCGCUGCUGGGCUCCGUCGUGGAUGCGUUCCUCAUCGGCUGCAUGUUCAUCAAGAUGUCGCAGCCCAAGAAGCGAGCUGAGACGCUCAUGUUCAGCCGUGCCGCCGUCAUCUCGCAGCGCGAUGCCAAGCUCUGCCUCAUGUUUCGUGUGGGCAACCUCCGCAACAGCCACAUGGUGUCUGCCCAGAUCCGCUGCAAGCUGAUCAAGGUGGGUCCUGCCGCGGCACUGCGUGGCACAGGGCACCUGGGAAUGACGUGCCAAGCCAGGACCUCAUACACAGAAGAUGAAGUCCUGUGGGGUCACAGGUUCCUCCCAGUCAUGUCUCUGGAAGAUGGCUUUUUCCGUGUCGAUUAUUCUCAGUUCCACGCCACCUUUGAAGUCCCCACUCCUCCUUACAGUGUUAAAGAGCAAGAAGAAAACCUGUCCCAGUCAUCUCUCUUGAACAGUCCUUUGGAUAAGAAAAGCAGAAGAGAACAGGUUUGUCCUCUUGACUGUGCUGAUGUUCCAGGAGAGAAGAACAAGCUCCCUGCUAAACUUCAGAAGAUCAGCUCGAGGAAGGAAGGCCUUCCUCCAAGAGCCCUGAGAAUGAGUUCCAGUAACACAGAGAAGACUUUCAGUACUGGAGAUCUCUUGAAAAUUCAAGAAAUAAGUCCCAUCUCUGAUGGUGAAGACAGUGAUAAGAGGAUGCAGCUGAAAGCCUUAAAAAUAAAUGCCAAGGCUCUGACUCAGUCUACCAGUGAGCUGGAGUUACAGAAGGAUUUUCCAGGUGUGGGUGCUCUAGAGGUGAAAUUGGAAGACAAUUUUCCUGCCAAACUUUAAAAAAUGAACUCUGAUCGCUUCUUCUAAGAGCUGGAGAAACAGAAGUUGUUGCUGAGAAACUGCAUUUGAGACUGCUGCCCUGGAGGAGUUGUUUGACAGUAAAGUCACAAGUUGGCUUUGCUGCUUUCAGGAAGAAUGAUCCUUUUGGUAUAAUUGUUCUGUACAGAUCCAAUCUAGGUACCAUAACAGGACUUUGAGGGGCAGUAUGGUUACCCUGUCAUGCCAAAGAGAUUCCUGCCCUGAUGAUGCUUAUCAGCAUGCUCAUUGCAAAUCUACCCAGUCUUCUCUGUAUGCAGAUGCUUUUUCACAAAGCAAGGAUCACAUCCUCAGUCACAGAGAUGGAAGCAAGAAGGGUGAAACAGCAGCUGGAACGUGGUUUUGUGCAGCUCAGGUCCUGGACUGCUCCUGAUGGGAGCAGAACACAAGAGGAAUAUGUGACACUGCUCAGUCCUAGUCCAGUUGUCACUUUGGAAAGAGACUUUCCUGGUCCAUCCUUCUCUCCCAGUGACUGUGGCACGCUCCCUCUGUGCUCCCAGUGUCUCAUCCAUGGUCAGUCAGGUAGAGGAAGCAGUGUGCAAUAACAUUUGGGUCAUUUGGCCCACAUGAGCUCUCCUAAACAUGAGGAUCUUUAUCCUGUCCAAAAUUAGACCUCAGCAUUUGAUUUGGUGGAUCACAUGCUGAAUUUUAACGGCCAUAUCACCACUCACUGUGAAGCAAACUUGAGAUCAGUAGCUCAGCUUCUUGGCAUGUUUUAUACUGCAACUAAAUAACAUUUCAGUUUGGUGACAUUGUAAGUAAAUGAAAGCUAAGUGCUAAAUAAUGCUCUGUCAUUACACAUCUCAGAGUUUUACUAAUGAAUGGUAGUCUUUGGUGUUGCUAAUUUUCAUUUUGUUAUAUUUGCCUUCUCCAUUUAUAUAUGAUUCUCAGUAAUUUUGUAGAUUUGAUAUUUAUUGCUAUUCAGCUCAAUCCACCUCUGUCUGUGAGAGGGGAUUUUUCUUUCCUGGUUGGUAAUAAUUAUAAACACACCCUGCUGUUUUGUGAACAGUGUUCAGUAGCUCAGCAUACAGGGUGUUCAUCACCAGAGCACUCUCCAGUAGAAGGAUCAAAUUCUGCUCUUAUUACAUGAACAAAAUUCAGUCAAAUUUGAAAGGGGUGGUAGUGGCCAUAUUGUUUGGCAAAGCGUUCCUUGAUGGUAAAAUGAUGUAUGCAAGCUAGGAAUAGCUUGGCUUGCAGAACUCACUAUUUCUUGCUUUUGGUCAGUGGGAAAGAGGAAAAUGCUAUUUUAUGCAGGGAUAAGAUGUGCUGCUUGUUGUUGUUUAUCUGUUCUCAACAUGAAUUUCAACAAUAUAUAUGUGUUAAAAUCUGUAUUUUCAUUUUUCAGCUGUAUUUGUAUGGAGUACUUAGAUGACAGCAUGAAGUCUUAAAUGAUGAUGACACUCCGUACUCUCCAGAACUGCCAAAAUUAGUG
This is a messenger RNA of Pyrgilauda ruficollis (rufous-necked snowfinch), 2991 nucleotides long. Its product is annotated as G protein-activated inward rectifier potassium channel 1-like. The record is from RefSeq and is a predicted model, not a curated record. Gene Ontology annotation, biological process: regulation of monoatomic ion transmembrane transport; potassium ion import across plasma membrane. Gene Ontology annotation, molecular function: G-protein activated inward rectifier potassium channel activity. Gene Ontology annotation, cellular component: plasma membrane. The transcript has 2 exons. Bases 261 to 1523 code for a protein of 420 amino acids. Lineage: Eukaryota; Metazoa; Chordata; Aves; Passeriformes; Passeridae.